Molecule: messenger RNA, 3026 nt
Organism: Macroventuria anomochaeta
Lineage: Eukaryota; Fungi; Ascomycota; Dothideomycetes; Pleosporales; Didymellaceae
Exons: 3
Coding region: 356-2578 (740 amino acids)
Molecular function (GO): phosphatidylinositol binding
Source: RefSeq, a predicted model, not a curated record
UCUCCGAACUGUCGUCACCCACUGCCCUCAAGCGCUUCGGCGCACCCUUCCGCUCAGACGCCGGCGAAGUCGCUCCAGAAGACUCGGAGCUCCCACUGCUGCGCUACAUAUUCGUCCACCAUGUGCGAAACUUCCCAUUCCUGGACAAGGCCAAGGAGAAAGAGUUCUGGCAGAACAAGCUGCAAGUGGUGAGUUGGUGACACCAUACGGAGAUUGAGAGCGAAGGCUGACAGGGCAAUUUCCGUAGUUCCUCGAAUCGUUCGCAAGCAAGGAUAUCUCGUCGUCAGAAGACCGCCUCGAAGAGACAAAACGAAGGAAGCUGGCGCUGAAGGCAGAGAAGCUGGUCGAGCUUAUGAUGGUCUCUGGUAUCCCCACCGCGUCUGGCUACGAGGAGAGGAUACGCUUCUCUGAGAUGGAGAUCGUCGAGCGCGGCGCAAACGAGGAGGGUCUACACAUGAACGCACCGAGUGGGCAUUUCAUUAAUGGCUGGGAUGUCAACGUUGCCGGCGUGCGAACCACGUCAGUGAAGAAGCACGUCCGAUACCACACACACGCGGAAUACCUUAUCCGAGUCAAACAGAGCGGCGAUCGAGAAAUCUACGUCGGUCGGCGAUACCAGGACUUCGUCAACCUCCACAAGCGGAUACGCCUCGAGCUUCCGGGAAAAGUGCUCCCUCCACUUCCUCGCAAGAACAAGAAAGACUCCAUUCUAAGUUCGAACAAAGACGACGAUGAUGCUAGCUCCAUCUCUUCAGUGUCAACACAAGGACCGGCACCUGACGUAUACGAGAAGAGCGACGGCGGCGGUGGAGGUCUGCGAAGCUACCUCUGGGGUAGCGGUCACAAGAAAAAUGCUUCACAAACAUCACUCGGAGGAGGUCGAGGGACACGGUCUCCUCGUGCGUCAGGAGAGGGUUUCGGCUAUCAGCUACCACGUACUCUCUACCGCGAAGAGCAGCGUGUAUCGCUACGAGCUUUCCUUCGAUCGUUCUUAAACAACGAGAGGAUCGCACAAUCCAAUGCUAUGACUGACUUCCUCACGCGCGAUCCCAUCGAAGUCAACGAGGAAGAGAUGGAAGACAUUGAGAAGCGCAUGAUCAUGGAUGAGAAGCGCAUACAAGAGCAAAAGCAGUUUUACGAAGUGGCACGGAAACGUGCUGCCGAGCUCGACAUACACAUGGAGAAGUUCAGGCGAGAGAUUGUUGAGAGAAACGGCCUCUCGCACCUCUUCCAGGAAAUCAGGGUGAAGAACUCAAUAUCCCAGCUCAAGCCAGAGUAUCAGAAGUUUGCAGAGUGGUUGCGGAUAGAAGUCGCAGCUACUAUUUACCACCUCUUCUUGGCCGAAGACAACUCACCGGAGCUCUUCGCGCAGGCGAAACGGAUACAUUCACUCGUGCCAUACGGCGUGCUGAAGAACGUCAUCAGGAUUGCCAACCCAGCAGCGGUAAUGAGCGGAGUGCUUGAUUUGUUCCUUGCGCAGCCUUUUGGUGCAAGGUCCUUGCUUCAGCGCAUCUUUGGUAUGGCCAUCAACGAUGGUGUUAGUUCUGUACAGAAAACGAUUGACACCCUCGGCUCCACGAAGAUCAAGGACGAAGUCUUAUGCGCAAAGAUCAAAGCCUACGUUGAGUCAAACGAGGACGUUAAGCAGGUACUUCGGCAAGAGGCGGAGAGCGAGCAGGUCGACAUCGUCGUUACAAUUCUACGAUCCGACUUCUUCAAGCCAGAAUUGAGCUCCCAGCAGGUGGAAAAGGUCUUCAAUGCCUACGUUGCGUGGAACAAUGCGGUGGAAAAUGUGAGACCGACCAGUCGUUACAGCAGAAACAACAGCAGUCGCAGCGUUAAUAGCGUCCUUACUAAUGCGUCUGGUCAGAUUGACAAGGACUUGCGACAGGGCGCCGAGCUCUUUGCGCAUCUCAAGCAGUACCUCAAGCUGUGUCUGAGACAGCGAGACAAGCUUAUGAUGCUCCAGAUCAUCGAGGAGCCCACCACCCUCCAACUCUUCCGCGACCUCUUCACCAUCUUCUACGAACCCCUCGUUCGCGUGUACAAGUCCGCGAACGUCUACAACAGCAUCACCGACUUCGCCAUGUUCGUUGACGACACGAUCAAGACCAUCGAGGCCUGCCAACGCCAAGAAGUCUCUGCAGACCCCAAUCAGACCGUCCAAGCUUUCAUCGACCUCUGCGCACGCCACGAAGACAACUUCUACAAGUUCGUGCACGAGGUUCAUAUUCAUGACAACGGCCUCUUCGACCAGCUCAUGGGCUGGCUAGAAGGCAUUCUCGAGUUCCUGCGGCACGGCCCCGGUGGCGGCGGCAAGCUCGACAUGAACGCUCUGUUCCAGGGCGGCAUGGAUUCGAACACCAUCGACAGACGGAAAGCUAUCAGAGAGAUCAACAGCCUAAUCAAGUGGCAGACCGCCCGCAAGAAGUGGCAUCAAGACAAGACGAGGCAGAAGAUGGCGAGUGCUGGCGACGAGCCCGAUCCCGUGCUUGGCGGUAUGGCAGGCUUCAAGAGCAGCGACUUUGGGCUUAAUGAGGUAAACAGUCACCCCUAUUUAGCAGUCAGCUUGUACUAACAUGCAAAAGCUCGACCUCCAAGAUCUCGAACUCGACGACGACGCCACCGACUCCGACGAAGAAGAAGAGCUCGACGACGACGACGAUCCGAUUGAAGCUGAGCGCAAGAACCGCGCGAGGGCGGCGGAGAAGCUCAAAAGGAGAGCGGGCGAGCCGAAGAAACCGGCGAUUGAAGAGAUCAAGAAACUUCAUCCGAGUUUCUUGGCUAUGUUGCGGAGUGUGUUGGCGCAAUAGAGAGCGGUGGGCGGGAAUGUUGAUGAUGAGGGAAGACUACAUAUUCCUAGAUGACCCCUAAUGGUAAAUGUAUAUAAUCAGGCACUUGUGCGUAGGACGGGUGGCGUCAUUGUUGUUACUGCUUGUCUGUAUUCACAAUCUUCUUCCUGUUCUACACACUGAAGAACAAGCAAAACGAAGGUAAAUUCCUCGUCAUCAGAACACUUUUCUUCU